This is a messenger RNA of Rodentolepis nana, 2547 nucleotides long. The record is from the annotation of a GenBank genome assembly. Lineage: Eukaryota; Metazoa; Platyhelminthes; Cestoda; Cyclophyllidea; Hymenolepididae.
AUGAUUCGAAAAGGUUUCGGCAUGGAUCUACUGAUCAACCUCCUUGUGCUUUAUGGCCCUGCUGGAGUAGUCCGUUCUUCUCUUCGGUUCGCAACACAAUUGGCUUGGCUCCUUGAUACUCAUCUAAUAUCCUCCGCCAAAUCUUCCCAUUCUAAAAUCAAUUCAAGCGCCAGCACCAAUGCUUUGCAUUCUCUCAAACUUCCCUCGGUAAAUUCCAUUACGUCAUCUACCUCAUCCAUGGCUACAACAGCUGUUGAAGUCGUUCAGGGAGCAUCCGAACAAAAGUCUUCCAUCCAUGGUGGUUCCAGCAGUAGUUCUAAUAGUCUAAAUUGUCAGGGGGAUGACGAUGGUGACUAUGAGAAUAUCAGUGGAACGGUGGUUUUGCAUUCACUUUCUAUUGGGCCUGAUCACCUGACCAACCACAAACGGGCGGAUUCUGAUGUAAUCUGCCACUUUCUUGCUUCACGUGGUAUUGUAGUUUCUCAUUUACGUCCCGCAUUACUAUUAAACCAUACCUUUUUUAUAGGGCGUCCAGGCACUGAGGCACAAUCUCGUGUUAGUAAACAACUAGUAUCUGAUUCGCAGACUUAUAAGUCAUACCUUGAAGACAGUGGCAGCCAAGGUGAUGAUGGUCUCGACGCUGGUGGUGGCGGCAGUUGCCGGAAUGACGCCUGCGAUGCCGCAAAUUCAGUUAGAAGCGAAUCUUGGGCAAAGAUGCAUUCAGGAUUUUGCGCACCAACCUUAGCUACCCGUUCGGACACUCAUUUGCAUGUAAGACCACCACACCUUCCUCGAACAGAUAAUUUCUCAGUGACCAGUUUCUCCACCGACCUUCUGUAUCUUCCACCAAGUCAAACUCAACAGCUGGAUCGCUUACAAAAUACUCUUUCUGAUUUUCUCGACUGUGCUGCUGCUUCCUCCUCUACAAACUCCGUUGAACUUCACUCUAAAACAUCUUUGCGACCGGACAAGUUUGCUUGGUUGUGUAGGAAUCAGUGGGACUUUGUGAAUGCUCUCCUUUGUAUUAGCCGCAAGCUAACAGCCUUUCCGUCAAAGGAACAACGAACUGGCCAUUUGCAGGCGGAGCUUUACAAGCUUAACAUGGGCCUACCAGCAAGGGUUUGGUUGCCCGUAGAAAAAACAGAACACGUGGUACUCCGAAUUCCGCCCUCAGCGGCUGUAUGCCUUAAUUCCGCAGAAAAGGCGCCCUACCUGAUCUAUGUGGAGAUUUUGGAGUGCAAUGAUGUCAUGACUGUCCGUCUUCCCCAGCGAACUGGCACCACCUCCGGACUCACACCCUCAAACAUUCCAAAUCACCGUUUUCAUGACAACCAUAUCUUUAAUUUCAGUCCCCAACUCACUCCCUCCUCUUCUAAAAUGUAUUUGAGCAGUGCUGGCACCAUAACAGCAUCUGACAAAAUUAGCCUCUUCUCCAUGGAUUCCAGUGAAAGUCAAGGGACAGCAGACUCCUCGGUUGUAACCUUUGCCGCUGGUCCAAACCCCUCAAUUAUUCCACAUAGUGCCGUUGUAGAACCCUCGAAAUCUGUGCAACAGCUCAAGCAACCUACCGUAUGUUAUGUAAAUGCAAAAGAAAUUCGUCGACGACUCGAGCUGAAUCUGGCGUGUCAGCCACAAAGAUCAUUUAAGCUUGAUCCGGAGGAUCCAAGUGCAGUAGUGCUAAAAGAACCCUGGGAGUUGAAAGCGCAUCGAAUUAAGGAGUCUUCACCAUGGGGACAUCUUCCAGGUUGGCGACUGGCUGCAGCAAUUAUCAAAGUGGGCGACGAUUUGAGACAGGAACAAUUGGCUUAUCAACUUCUCACUAGCCUUCAGCGAAUCUGGAGCGAAAAUCGAGUUGACCUGUGGUUGCGUCCGCUGAAUAUUGCCAUCACCUCACCGGACAGUGGAUUGAUUGAACUUGUCCAAGACACCUUUUCAUUGCAUCAGAUUCGGCGACACUUUCGGGUUUCUCUUCUUGAUUACUUUAUUCGUGAGCAUGGACCCAAAAAUUCCGAGGGAUUUUUGAGUGCUCAAAAAAACUUUGUCCACAGCUGUGCGGCCUAUUGUCUGGUUGGGUACCUUUUCCAAGUGAAGGACAGGCACAACGGCAACAUCCUAAUUGAUAAAGAAGGCCAUGUAAUCCACAUUGACUACGGAUUUAUGCUCUCAGCGUCACCCGGAAGAAACUUGGGUUUCGAGAUGAGUCCAUUCAAGUUGACCUCUGAGCAAGUUGAAUUGAUGGGCGGUGUCGAUAGUGAAAUGUUCACUUACUACAAGACUCUCAUUCUUCGUGGUCUUCUGGUGGCUCGGAAGCAUAUGGAAGAGCUAAUUCUAAUUGUCGAUAUCACUCAAGCCGGUUACCCGGAUCUCCCCUGUUUCUAUCCUGGUGGGGGAAAGCGCGCGAUUGAGGCUCUUCGGCAGAGAUUUAUGCUCACUUCUACGGAGGAUACGGUCAUUCGAUUCGUUGACUGUAUGAUUCGCCAGUCGCUUAACUCCUUAACUACCCGGUUGUAUGACAAUUAUCAAUAUUUCGCCAAUGGAAUUCAGUGA